AUGUUUCGGAAAGGCAAAAAGCGCCACAGCAGUAGCAGUUCCCAGAGCAGUGAAAUCAGUACCAAGAGCAAGUCUGUAGACUCCAGCCUUGGCGGGCUCUCACGGUCCAGCACCGUGGCAAGCCUUGACACCGAUUCCACCAAGAGUUCAGGACAAAGCAACAACAAUUCAGACACCUGUGCAGAAUUUCGAAUAAAGUAUGUUGGUGCCAUUGAGAAACUGAAACUCUCAGAGGGGAAAAGUCUCGAAGGGCCACUGGAUCUGAUAAAUUAUAUAGAUGUUGCUCAGCAAGAUGGAAAGUUGCCCUUCGUUCCGCUGGAGGAAGAAUUUAUUAUGGGAGUUUCCAAGUAUGGUAUAAAAGUGUCCACAUCAGAUCAGUAUGAUGUUCUGCAUCGGCACGCUCUGUAUUUAAUCAUCCGGAUGGUGUGUUACGACGACGGUCUUGGGGCAGGAAAGAGCUUACUGGCUCUGAAGACCACAGAUGCGAGCAACCAAGAAUACAGCCUGUGGGUUUACCAGUGCAACAGCCUGGAACAAGCACAAGCAAUCUGCAAAGUUUUAUCCACUGCUUUCGACUCUGUAUUGACUUCUGAGAAACCUUGA
Molecule: messenger RNA, 603 nt
Organism: Rangifer tarandus platyrhynchus (Svalbard reindeer)
Lineage: Eukaryota; Metazoa; Chordata; Mammalia; Artiodactyla; Cervidae
Source: the annotation of a GenBank genome assembly